Molecule: messenger RNA, 1200 nt
Organism: Dichomitus squalens LYAD-421 SS1
Lineage: Eukaryota; Fungi; Basidiomycota; Agaricomycetes; Polyporales; Polyporaceae
Product: TAFII28-domain-containing protein
Exons: 5
Coding region: 476-877 (133 amino acids)
Biological process (GO): RNA polymerase II preinitiation complex assembly; transcription initiation at RNA polymerase II promoter
Cellular component (GO): transcription factor TFIID complex; nucleus
Molecular function (GO): transcription coactivator activity; protein heterodimerization activity
Source: RefSeq, a predicted model, not a curated record
CUCCUUCAUACCGUCCGGCACGCCCUCCACACCAGCCCCAGCUCGCGGAGGGGCUCCGACAGCUCGGGGGACAGGCGCGAAGCGCGGCCGGAAACCCAAGAACCCGAACGUCAAUGCUACCGCAAAUGUCAAUGCCAGUGCAAGCGCGGAGACCCCCCGCGCCCCAUCCACUCAACCCUCGUCCUCACAAGCUGGUCUGCAAUGGCUAGAUCCACAGCUCAGCGGAAGCUCUUCCUCACAGGCUACCGCCGGCCCCGGUGCGGCGAGAGGCAGCUUGACUCCCGCCCCCGCACAGGACCCACAAGCGGCGCUGCUGACUCAAGGGUUGAGCCUCCCGGGUACGCAAGCAUCUGCCACGACACCCGGAGCGACUGGGGAGAGUGGCACACCAGGACCUUCAGGUACGGGUGCGGCUGCGGCUGCAACCGCGAGUGGUGCAACAGCAGGAGAGGAGGACGUGGAUGGAGAGGACGAGAUGUUGCCCGCGAUGGCGGAUGACGAUUAUUCUGCGCAAUUGUCGUGGCAGAGCCAGUCGAAGGACAAUCUAAAAGUCCUUAUGGACAACUUCAGUCCUCAGCAAUACGACCGCUUCGAGGCUUACCGUAGACAUGCCCUCCCCAAGCAGGCAGUACGAAAGGUCAUUCAAGGAGCGACAGGACAGCAAAUUUCUCAGCCCGUUGCGCAGAUCGUUGCGGGUUUCUCGAAGGUCUUUGUCGGAGAGAUUGUCGAGAAAGCGCGACAAGUUCAAGCCCGACGGGGCGACACAGGACCGCUGUCCCCAGACCACCUGCGCGAGGCGUACCGCAUGUAUCAGGAGGAGACGGGGCGCGUAGGUGCUGCUCGUCCUCUGAGGGGGAAGCGGUUGUUCGUGCGUUGAACUUGUUGAUUGUGUUAUGUGUAUUGUUGUUCGCUUCACUCUCAUGACUGCACUAUGGACUGCUGUAUUAAUAGUAGACUUCUCCUCACGAACUACGAUGAAUGCGAUGACAUUUCACGCCAUAUCUGGGGAUUUCCGAGUGUGCAUCUCCAGGGGCGCUAGAGAUGAAGCCUCGGUGUGGUGUUCUCAGUGCAUAUUCGCCGACAUCUGUCUAAGCUAGAUCGUGUAAGGUGUCAACAGCACUCAAGCGGAUCAUGCGAACAUGUUGAUGAUGUCGGUAAAUGCGAAGGAGUUGGCUCCCUGUAUUCGAAUCAGUCGAUUUC